AUGGCCUGCCCCCCCACCCCCGGGCACAGCGGGCAGCAGGUCCCCACGGCUGAGCUGAGACCAGACGCCCUGGGUGGCAGGACCCAGCCACUUUCUGCCACCUCAGUCCAAAAGGCCAGCGGGGCAGCCCGUGUGGAAGGAAAGGCCCUAACGGACAGGGCCCUGGUGGGAGCGAGCCAAACGGAGCUGGGGCCCGCGCAGAGGCGGCGCGGGGCCUCGGCAGCACAGCGGCGGUCACGGGUUCGGCCCCCAGAGCCACUCCUGGGAAGAAAGCCCCACCACGUGGGUGGGCACGGACCAGAGGGGCAGCUGAAUCGAGAAGGGGGCAGGUGGCAGGCAAGGGGGGGGCCUCACUGUGCCUCCCUGGGGAGGGAGCCGAACCCCCACCCGGGCUGGCGGGCUGACGAGCUGCUCCCACAGCGCUUCUGGAGGUUCAUAUUCCGGAAGGGCCUGCCGGCCACCUCCCUCUGCCAGCUGGACUUCGCCGUCCUGGGCCUCGGGGACUCCUCCUACCCUCAGUUUAAUUUUGUGGCCAAGAAGCUGCACCGCAGGCUGCUCCAGCUGGGAGGCAGCGCCCUGCUGCCCGUGGGCCUGGCCGACGACCAGCACGAGCUGGGCCCCGACGCCGCCAUCGACCCCUGGCUGCAGGACCUGUGGGAGAAGGUGCUGGCGCUGCAGCCCGCGCCCCCCGGCCUCGGCGUGAUCCCCCCCGGAGUCCCCCUGCCCUCCACCUUCACCCUGCAGCCCCUGCAGGGGGCCCCCCAGUCCAUCCCCGAGGAGCAGCGCGUGGCCACGCCAGGCCCGCGGGGGCCCCCCUCUGAGCUGCAGCCCUUCCUGGCGCCCCUGGUCACCAACCAGAGAGUGACCGGCCCCUCCCACUUCCAGGACGUCCGUCUGAUCGAGUUUGACGUGGCGGACUCCGGGCUCAGGUGGGCGUCUCCUGCGGCGGGGGCCGGGCACCGCCUCGCCCGCCCGCAGGCACAGAAGGUGUACGUGCAGCACCGGCUGCGGGAGCACGGAGCCCUGGUGUGGCAGCUGCUGGACGGCCAGGGCGCCCACCUCUACCUGGCAGGCAACGCCAAGGACAUGCCCGCGGGUGUGUCGGAAGCCCUGACGGCCAUCUUCCAGGAGCAGGGCGGGCUCUCCGGCCCCGAAGCAGCCGCCUACCUAGCCAGGCUCCAGCGGACACGGCGUUUCCAGGCCGAGACGUGGGCCUGAGGUCGGUCCUGCUGGCGCCGGCCACUGGGACCCCGCCCUCGGCGCCCAGCAGCAGAGCGGCCAGCGCCCGGCGCUCCAGCCCACCUGGCCCCCCCAGCCCCACCCCGUCCCAGCCUUGCGUGGCCUGACGGGGCCGCGGGACCAGUGAGCCCCCUGGGGUUGGGGUGCAGGGGCCCGGGAGGGCUGAUGCUCCCCUCAGUCUCCUGCAUCUCUGCCCCCAAGCGCAGGGGUGCGGAGCAGCAGGAACCUCGCAGCAAUAAACAUUACUCCG
Messenger RNA from Condylura cristata (star-nosed mole), 1489 nucleotides. It is a transcript of the gene NDOR1, whose product is annotated as NADPH dependent diflavin oxidoreductase 1. Gene Ontology annotation, molecular function: FMN binding; oxidoreductase activity; flavin adenine dinucleotide binding. Bases 1 to 1218 code for a protein of 405 amino acids. The record is from RefSeq and is a predicted model, not a curated record. NCBI's taxonomy places the organism in Eukaryota, Metazoa, Chordata, Mammalia, Eulipotyphla, Talpidae. Gene Ontology annotation, cellular component: cytosol. The transcript has 7 exons.